Messenger RNA from Salvelinus fontinalis (brook trout), 5789 nucleotides. Its product is annotated as thrombospondin-1-like. The coding region runs from base 222 to 3740 and encodes 1172 amino acids. Gene Ontology annotation, biological process: cell adhesion; negative regulation of angiogenesis. The record is from RefSeq and is a predicted model, not a curated record. Gene Ontology annotation, cellular component: extracellular region. The transcript has 22 exons. NCBI's taxonomy places the organism in Eukaryota, Metazoa, Chordata, Actinopteri, Salmoniformes, Salmonidae. Gene Ontology annotation, molecular function: protein binding; calcium ion binding.
UACAGUUAGGUUCUUAGCGUCAGAUACCAGAGAGAAGAUUUGCCGUUCAAUUAAAGCAACACAAGAAACGGUCUUUCUGCAUCUUAUAUCGGACUCCUUUCCAUUAAAAAUUAACAAGAAAUUGUUUUUAUCUUGUGGAUUAUUAUUGGAUUUCCAUUUCUAUUUGGAUUUGACUGUUUCUCUCUGCUGUUUUCAUUCAACAGGGAAAAAAGAGUUUCACCAUGAAGUUGACAGGAAUAUUUCUGCUGUUGAUGCUUUGGACCUGCGAGAGCGUACGAGUUGCAGAGAACCGUGACGACAAUAGCGUGUACGACCUGUUCGAGCUGGUCCAAGUCUCCAAGAAGAACCACGGAGUGACCCUAGUGAAGGGCGACGACCCAUACAGUCCCGCCUACAAGAUCCUCAAUCCGGACCUGAUCCCCGAGCUCCCCGAGAGUUCCUUCAGGGACCUCAUCGAUUCCAUCCACGCCGAGAGGGGCUUCCUCCUCCUGCUUAACUUCAAGCAGUUUAAGCGGACCAGGGGCUCCCUCUUGACCGUGGAGAAGCGGGACGGAUCCGGAGCCGUGUUCGAGAUCGUCUCGAAUGGAAAAGCGAAUACCCUGGAUGUGGUUUUCUCCACCGUUACUAAGCAACAGGUGGUCUCGAUAGAAGAUGUGGACUUGGCGACGGGCCACUGGAAGAAUAUUACGCUGUUCGUGCAGGAGGACCGCGCGCAGCUGUAUGUUGGCUGUGAGGAGGUGAACACGGCUGAAUUGGACGCUCCCAUCCAGAGCAUCCUCACUCAGGAGACUCCCGCCACAGCGCGCCUCAGGAUCGGGAAGGGAGCGGUGAAGGACCGGUUCAUGGGGGUGCUCCAAAACGUGCGCUUUGUUUUUGGAACCACUUUGGACGCGAUUCUGCGCAACAAGGGAUGCCAAAACUCUGUUCAGACUGAUGAGAUCGUCCUUAUCGACGACACCAUCAAUGGGUCCAGCCCUGCCAUUAGGACGGACUACACUGGCCACAAAACUAAAGACCUGCAGAUGAUCUGUGGGUUCUCCUGUGAGGACCUGGCUGGCAUGUUCAAGGAGCUGAGGGGGUUGGGAGUGGUGGUGAAGGAGCUGUCCAAUGAGCUGCGCAAAGUGACGGAUGAGAACAAGUUUUUGAUGAACAGAGUUGGGAUCCACAGUGGAGUCUGUCUGCACAACGGCAUCGUCCACAAGAACAAGGCCGAGUGGACCGUCGACGACUGCACCGAGUGCACUUGUCAAAACUCUGCCACCGUGUGCCGUAAGAUCUCGUGCCCCCUGAUCCCUUGUGCCAACGCAACCGUGCCCGAUGGAGAGUGCUGCCCGCGCUGUGGAACACCGAGCGACUAUGCGGAGGAUGGAUGGUCCCUGUGGUCUGAAUGGACCCACUGUUCCGUGUCUUGUGGGCGGGGCAUCCAGCAGAGAGGCCGCUCCUGCGACCGCAUCAACAACAACUGCGAGGGAACCUCCGUCCAAACCAGGGACUGCUACCUUCAGGAGUGUGACAAACGCUUCAAGCAGGACGGUGCCUGGAGCCACUGGUCCCCCUGGUCUUCCUGCUCGGUCACCUGUGGGGCGGGUGUCAUCACCCGUAUCCGCCUCUGCAACUCCCCCACACCCCAGCUGGGAGGCAAGGACUGCCAAGGAGAGGGGAGACAGACUGAGAAGUGCACCAAGUCACCCUGCCCCAUCAACGGUAACUGGGGACCCUGGUCACUAUGGGAUACCUGCUCUGCCACCUGUGGGGGAGGAGCUCAGACACGUAAACGUCUCUGCAACGACCCCGCCCCUAAAUAUGGUGGUAAGGAGUGCCAGGGUGACUCCAAGGCUUCUCAGCAGUGCAACAAGAACGCCUGUCCCAUCGAUGGCUGUCUGUCCAACCCUUGCUUCCCUGGGACCAAGUGCACCAGCUUCCCUGAUGGAACAUGGAGGUGUGGAAAAUGCCCCUCUGCUUACUCUGGUGACGGCAUCAAGUGCAAGGACAUUGAUGAGUGCAAAGAGGUUCCUGACGCUUGCUUCGUAUUCAAUGGAGUACACCGCUGUGAGAACACUGACCCUGGCUACAACUGUCUGCCCUGUCCCACACGCUACUCUGGACCUCAGCCCUUCGGCAGGGGAGUGGAGGAAGCCACCGCCAAGAAACAGGUGUGUACACCACGUAACCCCUGCCUGGAUGGGAGCCACGACUGCAACAAGAACGCCCGCUGUAACUACCUGGGACACUUUGCCGACCUCAUGUACCGCUGUGAGUGUAAGCCCGGCUAUGCUGGAAAUGGACACAUCUGUGGUGAGGACACGGACCUGGACGGAUGGCCCAACCAAGACCUGGUCUGUGUGGAGAACGCCACAUACCACUGCAAAAAGGACAACUGCCCCAACCUUCCUAACUCAGGCCAAGAAGACUACGACAAGGACGGUGUUGGUGACGCUUGUGACAACGAUGAUGACAAUGAUGGUAUUGCUGACGACAGGGAUAACUGUCCGUUUGUGUACAACCCCAGGCAAUAUGACUAUGACAGAGAUGAUAUCGGAGAUCGUUGUGAUAACUGUCCUUACAACAGCAACCCUGACCAGACAGACACAGACAACAACGGAGAAGGAGACGCCUGCUCUGUGGACAUUGACGGAGAUGGCAUUCUGAAUGAGAAAGAUAACUGCCCGUACGUCUACAACGUGGACCAGAGAGACACUGACCUGGACGGUGUGGGAGACAUGUGUGACAACUGUCCGCUGGAACACAACCCUGACCAGGUUGACUCUGAUGACGACCGUGUGGGAGAUAAGUGUGACAGCAACCAGGACAUCGAUGAAGACGGCCACCAGAACAACCUGGACAACUGCCCCUACAUCCCCAACGCUAACCAGGCCGAUCACGACAAAGACGGAAAGGGAGACGCUUGCGACCACGAUGAUGACAAUGACGGGAUCCCAGACGAGAAAGAUAACUGCAGACUGGCCUUCAACCCUGACCAGAUCGACUCCGAUGGUGACGGUCGAGGAGACGCUUGCAAAGACGACUUUGACCAAGACAAUGUGCCUGACAUCUACGACGUGUGUCCGGAGAACUUUGACAUCAGCGAGACAGACUUCAGAAAGUUCCAGAUGGUUCCCCUGGACCCCAAGGGAACGUCCCAGAUCGACCCCAACUGGGUGGUCAGACAUCAGGGCAAAGAGCUGGUCCAGACCGUCAACUGUGACCCUGGCAUUGCUGUUGGUUUUGAUGAGUUCAACUCUGUGGACUUCAGUGGUACCUUCUUCAUCAACACAGAGAGAGAUGAUGACUACGCCGGCUUUGUGUUCGGCUACCAGUCCAGCUCCAGGUUCUACGUGGUGAUGUGGAAACAGAUCACACAGACCUACUGGAACAACAAACCCACCAAGGCUCAGGGAUACUCAGGACUGUCCAUCAAGGUGGUCAACUCCACUACUGGACCUGGAGAGCACCUCAGGAACGCUCUCUGGCACACUGGCAACACCACAGGACAGGUGAAGACUCUUUGGCACGACCCUAAGAACAUUGGCUGGAAAGACUUCACAGCCUACAGAUGGCACCUGAUCCACAGACCAAGAACAGGACACAUCAGAGUGGUCAUGUACGAGGGGAAGAAGAUCAUGGCUGAUUCUGGGAGCAUAUACGACAAGACGUACGCAGGCGGAAGACUAGGCCUCUUUGUCUUCUCCCAAGAGAUGGUGUACUUCUCAGACCUCAAGUAUGAAUGCAGAGAUGCAUAAUUGCACAGAGCAAGAAGCUCUUGGAACAAUGCACCUUUCUGUAUAAAUAUGAACAAUAUGUAUUCAGAUGAAAGUCCAGGGAUUGUUUUUUUGUUCUGCUCCUCUUUCUUCUGCGGCACGCACACUGGUGGGACCGAGGGGUAGGGCCUGGUGUGGUCAGCCUCAGGGUAAAUUGACACUGGUUGGACAAAUAACCAUUUGCUUUGCCUGAACGGGAGACCGACCAAUGUUACCAACCAACGUUACCAACCAACGACACCGACCAGCCGAUCUCUCUCUGAUCUUAAAGACCUCAUUCAGCUCUGCGCAGGAGAGGCUACCCAUAGUCGACUAUGCACUUCCAUACCUUUACAUCUCUCUCUCUCUCUUUCUAUCCAUCUCUCUUUUUCUGGAAUGGACGUCCCAAAGAAAGACCAUGUGAUGUUCUGUUUAUAAAAAAAAACAGAUCUACCCGGAUGUAGAUUCUGAACGAUACGACUCUGAGGAAGUGGGUUUUUUUGGGGCUCAGAAGAGGAAGAAAGCAAUAAGACUUUUUUCACAUUAAGUUUUGUAAGGAAAGGGCUUGUGGCCAUUGAAAGUCAGCUGCGUAACAACAAGAUAUGGAGGGACGGUAACUUUGUGUGGAUGUAUGUACGUUUAUGUGUUUAAAUAAGAAGAAAGUGCUUGCUUUUACCCUUCUAUAUGCGUACCCUUAGAGAAAAGUAUUUCAGAGACGAAAGAAAACAAACCGAAAUUAAAAUGAGCCAAAAUAUUUUGGGUCAAAUACAGGAUUGCUUAUAGGCUUUUAUGGCUGGCAUUAGAUUGAUACUGUGUUUCAGUUGAAAGUGAACACAGUAUAACUCAGGGUAAGAUGGGAGUGACCAUCUUAGCAUUGCAGAAAUGACAUGGGAGGGCCAUGUAAAAAAGAAAUGACAUGGGAGGGCCAUGUAAAAAAGAAAUGACAUGGGAGGGCCAUGUAAAAAAGGGCAUUUCCAGAGCCAGUAAGCCCAAGACAUUCUGUCUAUUAAGACACGUGUCAUUUUGAACAUUAAAUGUUCCAAAUAUUCAGUAUGUAUUUAUUUUCCAAAAUCUAAAAAGAUACAAUUUUGGGUAAGAUUACAAAACGGGGAUCUCCCUCAUCUUUAGAGGCUUUACACUUGAAAUUUAAUUUAUUAACUCUUGCCUACAAUGUAGGUGCCAAACAAUUACAAUACUUUGAGAACGUGAGAGAUUCCCCCCAGUGUUCCAAUGAGUCAGUCAGACUGGUGUCUUUGGUGUCAAAGGUGGGAUUCUACUCUCCUCCCCCUCUCUCUCCCUAUAAGGAAACCGUUAUAGGGGUUAGAAUCCAGCCAUGGUUAGAGCUAAGGCUCCUGAAUCAGUGUGGUAUGUAUGUGACCUGUGUGCCUUUUCUUCUGAGAGAGAUGAACAAACAGAGGAACUCUUUGAUCUACAAAUAUUACCUCAUUGCUGUUGUAUGAUUCAUUUGAUCAAACAAAAAAGUAAUUUUGUUCAUUGUAUGCUUACAGAAUACAAAUUGAUCGACAUCUUAUUGCUACUGUAGCAUGAGUCUGUAAAUAGUAUUACUUUUAUUUUCAAAACAGAAUUCCCCCCCAUCCAACACCCCCCUGCAGUACAUUUUUUUACACAUAUUUGAAUUUUUGCUUUCAUAUAUGUCCUUUGUCCAGUGCUCUUUUUAAUGAAUAAAUUAUUAUUCUGUUUUGUUCUGUCUUUGCUGUUCUGUGUGUGAGAGGUCGAUUUGUGUGUGUAGAUAAAUGCUAUUUAAAUAAUUUAUCAGGAUUCGCUGCCUGAUGAAGGGGGCGUAUCCGUAUGUAUAAACGGUUUGCACACUGACGCGAGGAUGUUCUGUUCUUCAUCGUCUUUACUUUGAGUUUUUCGCUUUAUCGCUACUUUUACAAUUUUUACCAUUCUUUUCUGUACAAUUUAGUGAUGCUUGUUGUCUGUAAACAUUUUUUGCUUAGUUGUACAAUGCAACAAAAAAAAAUCCUGUUUUUAUCCAUAGCAAAUAUUUUGUUACAUACUUCUGAAACAAUAAAUAGUUGUUCAAAUCCA